Molecule: messenger RNA, 1714 nt
Organism: Cylicocyclus nassatus
Lineage: Eukaryota; Metazoa; Nematoda; Chromadorea; Rhabditida; Strongylidae
Source: the annotation of a GenBank genome assembly
CUUUUAGAUCAUGCAGAGGAUCGUACCAGCCGUCUGUCGACAACCACUGCAACCCGUCAAGAUUCUCGCUGCUGGAAUGGCAUCACAAGUUCACACUCCAUUGAUUCCUGUAAAGAGAGUCCCUUACCAAGGGAAGAAUAUGCUUCGAGAUCCGAUAUCCGAAGUUGACCCCGAAGCACAUGCUAUCAUGAAGCAGGAAAAAGCACGUCAGCGUCGUGGACUUGAGUUGAUCGCUUCGGAGAACUUCACCACAAAAUCUGUCAUGGAUGCUUUGGGAUCGGCUAUGUGUAAUAAGUAUUCUGAAGGAUAUCCUGGUGCAAGGUACUAUGGUGGAAACGAGUUUAUCGACAAAAUGGAGUUGCUUUGUCAGAAGAGGGCUCUUGAGGUCUUCGGCUUGGAUCCCGAACUAUGGGGCGUAAAUGUGCAAUCAUUGUCUGGAGCACCAGCAAACUUUGCUGUUUACACUGCUAUAGCAGAGCCUAAUGGACGAAUUAUGGGACUUGAUCUACCCGAUGGUGGCCAUCUCUCUCAUGGGUUCUUCACCCCAGCCAGGAAAGUUUCUGCUACAUCCAUGUUCUUCCAGUCAAUGCCGUACAAGGUCGAUCCAAAAAGCGGUCUGAUUGAUUAUGACAAAAUGGAACAAAAUGCCAUGCUGUUCCGACCGAAGGUCAUUAUUGCUGGUGUUUCCUGCUACGCUCGUCACUUGGACUAUGCUCGUUUCCGAAAAAUUGCUGAUAAGUGUGGUGCUUAUUUGAUGUCUGACAUGGCUCACAUCUCUGGUCUCGUCGCCGCUGGUGUUAUUCCUUCGCCGUUCGAGUAUUCUGACAUUGUCACCACUACCACACAUAAAUCACUUCGUGGACCUCGUGGGGCGCUGAUUUUCUACAGGAAAGGUGUGCGAUCCACCAAUGCCAAGGGUGAGAAGAUCAUGUACGACAUUGGAGAGAAGAUUUCCUCGGCUGUUUUCCCAGGAUUGCAAGGAGGACCACACAAUCAUACCAUUGCUGGUAUUGCUGUGGCUUUGAAGCAAUGUCUUAGCGAAGAAUUUGUGAACUAUUCGAAGCAGAUACUUGCAAACUCCCAGGCACUGUCUCGUAAAUUGAUGGAAUUGGGUUAUACGCUUGCUACAGGUGGAACCGACAAUCAUCUUUGCCUGGUCGACUUGAGACCGAAGGGUAUCGAAGGGGCUAAAGCCGAGCAUGUGCUGGAUAUGGCUCACAUUGCUUGCAAUAAGAACACCUGCCCUGGAGAUGUAUCCGCAUUUCGACCGGGUGGUAUCCGUCUGGGAACCCCUGCUUUAACGUCGCGUGGACUCAAAGAGAAGGACUUCGAGAAAGUUGCAGAGUUCAUACAUGAAGGCUUGGAAAUUCUGCUGCGAUAUCAAGGUCAAGCCGGAAAGACGAUGAAAGACUUCAAAUCAUUUACGGAAACGAAUAAGGACUUCCUCAAGGACAUUGGAGAACUAGCUCAGAAAGUCGAAGCCUUCACUGCUCAAUUUGACAUUCCCGGCAAUCCCGAGUUCUAGACGUGGUUCUUGUAGCGCAGUUGAUUGUUUAACUAGUGAAAUUGAUCUUUCACUUGGAUAGAGUUAGCAAAUAUUUUUGCAGAUUUUUAUAUUGACUAACUUAUUCUUUGCAUUUUGAUACCAACUUGUUGUACCUUUGAUGGCAAUGCUCACUUCCUUAAACAAUAAAACAAGAUUCGUAAUCUAUGC